GGUUUGUUGAAAGCCUAAAUGUUAGUCAAAACUCCCCAUUAGACAGAAAAACAAAUUGAAAUAAAAUGGAAAAGAAAAUUCUAAAUCAAAACCAUCAAUUCAAGGCUUAUAACUGAAAAGAUCAUACAAAAUUCUUAAUUGUUUCUCAAGAAAUUGGAGCAAAUACUUGGGAUUAAAAUGAAGAUCAAUGUGUGAUUUAUAUCUGGAUCAUCUGUGGCAAACGAAUACUUAGGGUCAAUAGAAUUCCUGGUAUUUAUUUCUGUGAACAAUUUUGAUUGCUGCUGUGUCAUUUGUGUGAGAAUAUGUAAGUUAUGGUAUCAAGAUCGUUAAAACGAAUUGCGUCUCGUUGCUGGAGGCCAUCCUUUGACGGUGAGAAUUCUUGUAAGGCUGGCGAUGCUAAUGGUAGGGUUGAUGGAUUGUUGUGGUACAAAGAUUCUGGAGAACAUUAUACUGGCAAGUUUUCAAUGGCGGUAAUUCAAGCCAACAAUCUAUUGGAAGACCAUAGCCAACUUGAAUCAGGUCCUUUGAGCUCAUUUCAAUCAGGCCCUUAUGGGACAUUUGUCGGAAUUUACGAUGGUCAUGGAGGUCCUGAAGCUGCUAGGUUUAUAAAUGAACACCUUUUCGACUAUAUCAAGAAGUUUACAACCGAGAAUCAUGGAAUGUCAGCCGAAGUUAUCAACAAAGCAUUUUUGGCUACCGAAGAAGAUUUUCUUACUCUUGUCAAGAAGCAAUGGCUAAGUAAGCCGCUAAUUGCAUCUGUUGGUUCGUGUUGUUUGGUCGGAAUAGUUUGUAGUGGACUGCUAUACGUUGCCAAUGUUGGAGAUUCUCGUGUGGUCUUAGGUAGACUUGAGAAAGCCUUUAAAGAGGUGAAAGCAAUUCAAUUGUCAACUGAGCAUAAUGUACGUUGCGAAUCUGUUCGGAAGGAGUUGCAAUCAUUGCAUCCCGAUGAUCCAAAGAUCGUGGUCCUUCGGCACAAAGUAUGGCGUGUAAAGGGUAUAAUACAGAUUGCAAGAUCCAUAGGGGAUGCGUAUUUAAAGAAGGAUGAAUUCAACAAAGAACCUCUAUUGCCGAGGUUUAGAGUUUCGGAACCAUUCGAGAAGCCGAUCCUACAAGCGAAGCCAUCGAUAUUAGUACAAAAACUGAGUCCUAAAGAUCGGUUUCUUAUAUUUGCAUCGGAUGGUCUGUGGGAACUUCUUAGCAAUCAGGACGCAGUUAACAUAGUCAACGCCUGUCCCCGUACGGGUAUUGCUCGAAAACUAGUGAAAGCAGCACUUCGAGAAGCAGCAAAGAAGAGAGAAAUGAGAUAUUCGGAUUUGAAAAAGGUGGAUCGCGGGGUGCGCAGACAUUUCCAUGACGACAUUACUGUUAUUGUUUUGUUUCUUGAUUCCCAUCUCCUUAGCCGCGCCUCCUGCCGCCGCUUCUAAUCUCUUCUCUACGCCUUCCGUCCACAACUACAUACCAAUUAAUGCCUCCUAACACACACACACACACACACACACACACACACACACACACACACACACACACACACACACACACACACACACACACACACACACACACACACACACACAUACAUAUCAUCAAAGUAACACUAAUCUUUAAUAAUUUCUUUUUACAAAAUUAAUUUUUAUGUAAAAAUAUCUCAUAUAAAUAAAAAGAAAUAUCAUACUUUUCAUUUGAUAUUAUAUAAAUAAAAUAUUUUCUACAAUUAUUCAUUUGUAGCAA
Messenger RNA from Gossypium arboreum, 1728 nucleotides. Its product is annotated as probable protein phosphatase 2C 38. The transcript has 7 exons. Gene Ontology annotation, molecular function: protein serine/threonine phosphatase activity; cation binding. Gene Ontology annotation, biological process: protein dephosphorylation. NCBI's taxonomy places the organism in Eukaryota, Viridiplantae, Streptophyta, Magnoliopsida, Malvales, Malvaceae. The record is from RefSeq and is a predicted model, not a curated record. The coding region runs from base 312 to 1424 and encodes 370 amino acids.